This is a messenger RNA of Sipha flava (yellow sugarcane aphid), 1338 nucleotides long. RefSeq names its product complexin (gene cpx). Gene Ontology annotation, molecular function: syntaxin binding. Lineage: Eukaryota; Metazoa; Arthropoda; Insecta; Hemiptera; Aphididae. Bases 826 to 1251 code for a protein of 141 amino acids. Gene Ontology annotation, cellular component: SNARE complex; terminal bouton. Gene Ontology annotation, biological process: neurotransmitter transport; synaptic vesicle exocytosis; regulation of neurotransmitter secretion. The record is from RefSeq and is a predicted model, not a curated record. The transcript has 7 exons.
AGGACGAGCGGCGCGUGCGCGCACAUACGCUGGCGACGCCGGUGCCGCUGUCGUCGAGUCGUUGCCGUUGCCGGUCACUGGGACCGUUGCCGCCGACGUCAGUCCACCACGAGACCACGGCACGCGUUUGUCUUGCACCGCACGGCACACGCUCGUCGCAUACGUCUCUUUUUCACAUUUCACAGUCUUAUUGAAAACGAUACACUACCACACGUACGAAACACACGCACUUCCGUGCACGACGUGCUCGUACGUAAUACGUAAAUACAUCCACACGUAUUCGUAUAUUCGUCAGUUCAACAUAAAUGCGCUCGUUGCAUAUUUACACAUCUAUCCGUAUGUAAAUAUUGAACGUUGCGUUCGUACACGUACGGAGAUACAUAUUUGUAUCGCAGUCUCGGAGUAGUCAGUGGCGGCCACAGUCGGACCCGACCGACGGCUAUCGUUUACCUGACGGUAUAUCUCCCGUCGAUAAGAGCUGUUCGUACUGUAAAACGGCAAAAGAACAAUAUCGAACCGUAACAAAGUAACAAACAAAACGGCUAAACGGUAUUUGUAAUACGCAUCCGUAACAUCACGACCACGGGCAACUAGCCGGUAUCGGCGUAUAGGGGGCUUCUGACGGGCUGUCCAUCUGCACACCGGUACAUCCUUCUACCGGCAGAACGCGGCGCACGUGUUGGCAACUUUCCACAUUCGUCUAGAGGAGAUAACGCAAUAUUCAAACGAAGCACACUCAGCACACUGACCGUUCAUCAGGUUAUUAAGCGAUACAUUUGAAGAUAAACACAAAAGUCUAUUUUUCUUGAGAAGCAUUGAAGCAUAAUGGCGGCUUUUGUGGCGAAGCAAGUGGUUGGAAACAAAUUAAAUGCCGUAAAAGGAGCAGUAGGCGAUGGCGGUGAAUCGGCCGAGGACAAAGAGAAAAACGCAGAAGCCGAGAGGGAACGGUUGGAAGCGAUCCGAGAAGCCGAGGAGAGACGUAAAGAGAAACAUCGCAAGAUGGAGGAAGAGAGGGAAAAAAUGAGACAAGAAAUCCGAGAUAAGUAUAAUAUCAAAAAGAAAGAAGAAUUGCCUGAACCGGUACAAGAGGAGCCCGCCAACCCCUUGAUGCGUAAAAAGAAAACGCCCGAAGAAUUAGCAAAAGAGGCAGAAAUGGAAGAAGAGGAUGAAUUCACGAAAUUGAAGAACACCAUCGAGACUCAAGUAAAUGAACUCAAGUCUCAAAUCGAGAGCAAAUGCAGCCUUCAAUGAGAUGUGUUCAAAAACAUUGCGGAACAAAUUAUUACAUAAAAAAAAAAAAAAAAUAAAUAAAUAAAUUAAAAUUAAAAAAAAAAAAAA